This is a messenger RNA of Oncorhynchus kisutch (coho salmon), 2658 nucleotides long. Its product is annotated as ATP-binding cassette sub-family F member 2. The transcript is spliced from 15 exons. The record is from RefSeq and is a predicted model, not a curated record. NCBI's taxonomy places the organism in Eukaryota, Metazoa, Chordata, Actinopteri, Salmoniformes, Salmonidae. Gene Ontology annotation, molecular function: ATP binding; ATP hydrolysis activity. The coding region runs from base 235 to 2211 and encodes 658 amino acids.
UGUCAACUCCAUCGUAAAUCCCGGAGUUGAGUUUAGUCAGCUACUGCAACAUGUGAGCUGCUGUAAUAGAGCUCGCCAGCAUGUAGUUCUAAAUACCGGAAAUUAGUUACCGCUGGUUCACUCAAUUAUUCCUAUGGGAAUAAUACAUGGGGGAAAGAAUAGGGUUUUGGGAUAAACUCCGAAAAUAAGGUCUGGUGUUAACACAGAUUUUGGAUAUUUUAUACGUUUUGUUCUAUGAGAUAUCAGUACUUUAAACAUGACCUUUAUCUCGUUCCGUUACUGGACUGGGAGCAUAAGGAACGUUUCACAAGACAAGAUGGAGGUCUUUUAUUAGGAUCACCAUUAGCUGUUGCAAAACUAGCAGACGGAGCAAUGCCGUCAGAUCUUGCCAAGAAGAAGGCAGCGAAGAAGAAGGAAGCUGCGAAGUCCCGCCAGGCGGGUACCAAGAAAACGGAUGAGUUUAAUGGGGAGAACGACCAGCCAGAGAGCCAGGAAAAUGGAGCAGACAGCAAUGGGGUGGCUAGCCUGACUAAGGAGCUGGAUGAGUUUGAGCUGAAGAAGCUGGAUGCGCGGGCGGUGACGGGGGUGCUGGCGUCCCACCCCAACAGCACCGACGUGCACAUUGCCAGCCUGUCGCUCACCUUCCACGGUCAGGAGCUGCUGACCGACACCAGCCUAGAGCUCAACUCGGGACGGCGUUACGGCCUCCUCGGCCUGAACGGCACAGGAAAGUCCAUGUUGUUAUCAGCCAUCGGCCAUCGUGAGAUCCCCAUCCCCGAGCACAUAGACAUCUACCACCUGACCAGGGAAAUGGCCCCCAGUGACAAGACGGCCCUGCAGUGUGUGAUGGAGGUGGAUGAGGAGAGGAUCCAGCUGGAGAAGGAGGCAGAGCGGCUGGCAGCCGAGGACUCCGAGUGUGAGAAGCUGAUGGAGCUGUAUGAGCGUCUGGAAGAGCUGGAUGCAGACAAGGCGGAGGUGCGAGCCUCCAGGAUCCUCCACGGCCUAGGCUUCAGCACCGCCAUGCAGCAGAAGAAGCUCAAGGACUUCAGCGGAGGCUGGAGGAUGCGUGUGGCUCUGGCCAGAGCUCUGUUCAUCAAGCCCUUCAUGUUGCUGCUGGACGAGCCCACCAACCACCUGGACCUAGAUGCCUGUGUAUGGCUGGAGGAGGAGCUCGCAUCGUUCAGGCGAAUCCUUGUGCUCAUCUCCCACUCUCAAGACUUCCUAAACGGAGUUUGCACCAACAUCAUCCACCUGCACCAGAAGAAGCUCAAGUACUUCACGGGUAACUAUGACCAGUAUGUGAAGACCAGGGAGGAGCUGGAAGAGAACCAGAUGAAACGCUUCAACUGGGAACAGGACCAGAUCUCACACAUGAAGAAUUACAUUGCCAGGUUUGGUCACGGCUCGGCCAAGCUGGCACGACAGGCCCAGAGCAAAGAGAAGACGCUGCAGAAGAUGGUGGCCUCAGGGCUGACUGAACGUGUGGUGGAUGACAAGACACUCUCGUUUUAUUUUCCUUCCUGUGGAAAGAUCCCCCCUCCUGUUAUCAUGGUUCAGAACGUUAGCUUCAAAUACAGUGACAACCAGCCACACAUAUACAAGAACCUGGAGUUUGGCAUUGACCUGGACACACGAGUGGCUCUGGUGGGGCCCAACGGAGCAGGGAAGUCCACACUCCUCAAACUCCUGAUGGGAGAGCUGCUCCCCACUGACGGAAUGAUCAGGAAACAUUCUCACGUGAAGAUUGGCCGAUAUCACCAGCAUCUGACAGAGCAGCUGGAGCUGGACCUGUCUCCUCUGGAGUACAUGAUGAAGUGCUACCCAGAGAUCAAGGAGAAGGAGGAGAUGAGGAAGAUCAUCGGCCGCUACGGCCUCACAGGAAAACAACAGGUGAGUCCGAUCAGGAACCUGUCGGAUGGCCAGAAGUGCCGGGUGUGCUUCGCCUGGCUGGCCUGGCAGAACCCCCACAUGCUCUUCCUGGACGAGCCCACCAAUCACCUGGACAUCGAGACCAUUGAUGCCCUGGCUGAUGCCAUCAAUGACUACGAGGGUGGCAUGAUGCUGGUCAGCCACGACUUCAGACUCAUCCAGCAGGUGGCUGAGGAGAUCUGGGUAUGUGAGAAGCAAACCAUCACCAAAUGGAAUAGGGACAUCCUGGCAUACAAGGAACACUUGAAAUCGAAGAUUGACAAGCAAGCGCAUGACAUCUAGAGCCCCUGAAAUCUGAGCCAGUAAACCCAAUCACCAUAAUGGAUUUGGCCUCCAAAGUGCUCAAUGUUCCAGGAGGGGGAGGGGGGAGGGGGGGGGGGGGGGGUUUCCUCCAGGUACAGAUCUAGGAUCAGCUUCCCUCCUCAAAUCCUAAACAUUAGUGGGGAAAAUGCUGACCCAAAGUCAGCCUCUAAGGGCAACUGCACCCACCCGCCUCCAGCUCAGGCUGCACUCUGUUUCACCUGAAGCAUCUCAAAGUGCAUUAUGGAACGCAUUCCAUAUCACUGCCGUCAUCAUAGAAAAAGUUAUUUUUUUUCUAAUAAGUGUAACAGCCAAAUGAAUGCAGCAGCUUGGAAGGUCAUUUGUGCAGAAGAGCAUUAAUUAUGACUUUUAUUUUUAACGUAUUGCAAUAACGAUUUGUCUGAAUAAAUUACUGAAUUGACAAUUGAA